AUGCGUCUGCUAAAGACAAGAACUAUUACAAGUUCUGUUACAUCCUGCCUCAAGGAUGGUAGUAUCAAGUGUGAUACUACCACAGGUGAAUGCCCGCCUUGUAUUUAUGCAUUGGAAAAUACCUACACAUGCUGGAAGAAAGACAAUUCAACCAAUACGUGUCCCUUCACAGGCGUUCGUUACGAUUGCUCCGACUCAUGGAGCUCUACGACGACUAUUAGCAGCGAGACACCGAGUGACCCGGCCAUCGAUACUUCCAGCUCAACCACAGUCUCCUCUCCCUCGUCAUCAUCGUUGUCUGGGAUCAGCGCUGACGCAUCAAGCUCUUCUAUCGCCAUAGGUAGACUUAGCUCGAGUCUUAUCACAUACGGAGCCAUCAGUUUUGGAGCAUUUCUUGUCCUCGUUAUUCUCGUUGUUCUCUGUGCACGGAGACGAAAAAUGCGAUACCGUCGCGAAGAGGACAUUGCAGCUACAGAGGCUGGCAAUUUUGGUCGCAACCGUACUUCGUCGGAUCGGCGCCUUCGUGGUCUAAUGAAGGCACGUGACGACACGUUAUCUGGUCCGUACAACAACGUUUUGGACACUAGCAAAGUUAAUUAUGCCGUACCUAGCGUAAACCCCAAACAUGGUAAACGUUAUGGUGGUCAACACAAGGGAUCACAUAUUGACGAUUCCCUGUCCCGCGUGCCGACUGACGAGUCUCCUCGUAGCUUUGAUGGUAUGUUAGCCGACUCGUCGGACUCUCCUGCCUUUCUAGGCAAAAAGACUAGCUCCCAAAGGAGUGGUGGACACAGCGCUCAGGCGACUCCUAUUGUCCAAGGCAUUGGCAAAUACUCGGACGUGAGUAAUUAUGUACAUCAGGACGUGUCCUUCCGCUGCACGUCCACUCCCGACGUCUUUGGUGAGUAUUUGCGAAUGAAACAGGAGAUGCACUUUGAUGAAAGUGGCGGUAAUAAUAUGGGCAGAAGGAAAAGCUUAAGCUUCAGCGACAUUAGCAGUGACUUAGGCAGUAGCAAGUCUUCUUUUGAGUCGUCUGGAGGAACUAGUCAACUGCCGCAGCGGCGACUGGACCAAGACGGACGGUUUUCAAUGGCCGAUUCCAUUACCGACUCUAUUGCCGAUUCGGUCACAGACUCAGAGUAUGCCGAGCAACUACGAACGCGCGGCGAGAGCGAUUGUUUUAGCGAGAUGUCUUACAACGACGAGAGGUAUUCGUUUAGCAGUGUCGAAGGCUUAGAUGAUAGUCAGGUACGAGAGAGCAAGCGUGAAGUCGAGAUUUAA
This is a messenger RNA of Peronospora belbahrii, 1281 nucleotides long. The record is from the annotation of a GenBank genome assembly. Lineage: Eukaryota; Oomycota; Peronosporomycetes; Peronosporales; Peronosporaceae.